UACCUGCACGGUGCAGUGCUCCCUACGACCGAAUGAAAUCGAUGUUCUUCAAUGACUCUUGUGUCAUUUGAUACUAAGACCAUUAGUUUGAGGCUACCAUUAGCGAAAAAGAAAGAAAAAUAUUCAUUUCUGAACGAGUCCAUAACGAAGGAAGUUUUCAAUUAUUUGGGUUAACCUUUAAAUUCUCUCGGGGAGACACAGAACAGUCUGGGACACGGAAAGAAGCGUAACUGUGAAGAAAAAAAGAAAAUAUAAGAAUGGUAAUUUGAAGCCCUGAACGGGAUACGAAGUAAGCGCGGUGCCAAAACUCGUAUGGUGCAAGCAAAAUAGAGGAGCUGUGUUCAGCGAGAUGUCAGAACGCGCAACGUGACAGUGGAACCAGGCCAUGGGGAAGCACAAGACAGCCAGUAAGGUUUGGACAAGCGGCCAAGAUGCCGCUUCCGACACAAAGACAGCAGGUGCUCCCAUGCCAGAAGGACUUUCUCGAGCCACGGACGAGAAGGUUAAAGUUUCCUGGGCGGACAUCGUGCGGGAUUCAGCAGCGCUUCGCAGCAAGGCGUUCUCGGAGAACGUGUCGAUGCAGGGCCUGGCCCCUAUCUGCGACCCCAGGUCCAGCCGGAAGAGAAAGUUUCUGUGGGCGUUGAUCGUGGUCCUGGCGGUGACCUUCACGGCCUACAACAUCUUCACGCAGAUCAACAUGUAUCUUGUGACCCCUAUUACCGUCGUCGUGGACUACAUCCGCGCGCCGACUCUCAACUUCCCCACCGUUACCCUGUGCAACAACAACUAUGCCAGCCUCACGGUCCUGAAAGCAUACAAUGCGGUGCAGCAGGUCAAGGACACCAAGCCGCUGCCCUUUGACCUGGACAUUUCGUCUCCCAACUAUACGGGGUUCGACUUCACGCCGUAUCACAAGGCAGGAUGGGAGAACUUCUACCGUGCCUUCGGUCAGAGGAUGGAUGCCAUGAUGAUCAAGUGCCAGUGGGAGCUGAGUAGUUGCAGUAUAAACAACUUCACGGAGAGUUUCACAGACAUGGGACUCUGCUAUUCCUUCAACGUUGACGGCAGUUUGGUGGCCCGACAAGCGGGUAGGUCGUAUGGCCUAAAAGUGACUCUCGACGCUCAGCAGGCCGACUACCUUCGCAGCAUGGACCAGUACUAUGGCGCCGGCUUCAGAGUCAUGGUUCACGCGCCAGGCGUCCCCCCGAUCUUGUCGGAGAAAGGAGUGGCUGUGUCCGCAGGCCACCAUAACUUCCUGGCCAUCGACAUCAAACAGCUGGUGAACGCCGAACCUUCCAUCAGUAACUGUGGCUCCAAGGCGAUGAAAUACUACACAUCCGGGUACUCCACGGAGGCCUGUCGCAUCGAGUGUCGGACCGACUACGUCAUUGACCGCUGUGGUUGCCGUGACCUGUACAUGCCCAACAAAAACCUCCGCAUCUGCGACCCGCCCGAGUUUUACCUAUGCAUUUUUCCCACCUUGGAUGAAUACCUACUGGGUAACAACGUCUGCGAGGACACGUGCCCAGACCCGUGCUCAGAGACCAUCUACCACGUGACACCGUCAUCGAAUCCUUUCUCGGAUAACUUUCUGCAGGAGUUCUCCGACCUCAAGGGUCGCAACAUCAGCUACUGGAGCAAAAACCUGGUGCACAUCGAGAUCUACCUGACCUCCAUGACCUACGAGAAGGUGGAGAAGCAGUUGGGUUACACCCUCCUGCAGCUCUUUUGUGACGUUGGUGGCGCCUUCGGGCUUUUGCUCGGGGCUAGUCUUCUCACGAUCCUCGAAAUUAUCGACUUCUUCGUCUGCCAGGUCAGCUCCGUACCUGCAGCCAAGACGACCACCAAGGUCAGCAAGGUCAAGGUAAAACCCAUAGACCCGUAGAAAAGUAGGCGUGUCGUCACAAACUGGAGUCACCUCAGAUGGUUCCUCGUCUUUCGUGUACAAAUUAUCGACACUAUACAAUAUACAUGUUCUUGAUCUCUCUAGCUCUGGACAAAUCACGCACCUGUGUUAAAA
This is a messenger RNA of Pomacea canaliculata, 2020 nucleotides long. Its product is annotated as acid-sensing ion channel 3-like. The coding region runs from base 386 to 1885 and encodes 499 amino acids. The record is from RefSeq and is a predicted model, not a curated record. Gene Ontology annotation, molecular function: ligand-gated sodium channel activity. Lineage: Eukaryota; Metazoa; Mollusca; Gastropoda; Architaenioglossa; Ampullariidae. The transcript is spliced from 6 exons. Gene Ontology annotation, cellular component: membrane. Gene Ontology annotation, biological process: sodium ion transmembrane transport.